Messenger RNA from Pelagomonas calceolata, 1362 nucleotides. NCBI's taxonomy places the organism in Eukaryota, Pelagophyceae, Pelagomonadales, Pelagomonadaceae. The record is from the annotation of a GenBank genome assembly.
GCCAUUAGGGCAGCCUAGGCAACGCGUGACGGCACUCGCCCUCCGUUGACGUCGUCGACGCGUUCGCGAAGGACUGCGUCUGCACGACGGCUAGCCAUGGACGCCGCCCAGUGCCUCGCCACCCUCAAGGCCCUGGGCGCCGACGCAGCCGUCGUCUCGGACAUCGUCAUGGACCCGGCCUGGCGCCGCGACCCCGAUUCGGUAAGAAGCUGCGCCGCGGCGACGACGACGAACGCCUUCCGCGACGACGGUCCACGGCGCGCGGCGCGGGCACGCGCGUGCCAAUGGUUGCGGGCGAAAGUAUCACCUGAUUUGCGCAAGGACUGGGACGCGAUGAUACAGCUGGGCCAGAACGACGUGGUCGAGACACCACAACGAUCAGAAGAGACGGCCGAGGACGCGGCCGGCGACGUCUUGAUGCAGCUCGUGAGCACCGGUUCUUUAGUGGAUGGAGAAAUGGACCAGACGCUGCCGGAGCGUUUUGGGGAGGUUCUCGGGCCUUCCGGAAAACUCUCGCAAGGGAGACAGCUCGCGCGGGAACCGCCCGUUUAUCUGCUAGAGGACUUUGUCAGUGCCAGCGAACGACAAGCUAUGUUACAAUGGGCCGCGGCCGCCAGCUUUGCUCACUCGCGGAUUGACGGCGGCGUCUACGCAGAUAGCGCAAGGUCCCAAGCAAGAACGUCGACGAGCUGCGCCGUGCCGCGCGGGACGCUGCCAGCAUUCGACGCCUUGGCUGAAAGGGCCGCUUCGUUGAUAGGCGGCCGCGCCAACCAGGUCGAGCCCCUGCAAGUUGUGAGGUACGAGGGCGGUCAACGCUUUGAUAAUCACCACGACGCGGGGACGGUCCGGCCGUCGGGCGCGAUCCAGGUCGUGCCGCCGCGGCGCAUCGCAACUUUGCUACUCUUCCUGACGUCGAUUGAUGAGGACGACGACGAUGAUGAGGGUGUCCCUAAUGGUGCGACGGUGUUUCCCUCUUUACAAAUUGCGCAGCGGCCAAAAGCUGGUGCAGCGCUCUUGUGGCCGAACAUCGGCCUGGACGGGCGGCCUGAUGGACGCACCAUUCAUCGCGGCAACCCCGUGCGGGGCACGGUCAAGUACGCCGUGAACGUGUGGAUCUGCGCGGAAGACGUGGGCGACCGCGGCGUUCAGUCUCUUGAUUUAGAGAAGCUCCGCGUCAAGUAUGGCAUCGGGAACGCGGCGGCGGCGCCCGUGCCGUUCCCGCCGCCUGUGCCGCUCGCGCCAGUUGCGCCGCCUGCGCCGCCCGCGUCGUCGUCGUCGUCGUCGUCGUCGUCGUCGUCGAGUAGUGAGAGCGACGACGACGUCCCGCCGGCGGCGGCGACGGAUUUCGAGGCGCCGGACUAA